GCCUCGUGAUUGGCUGUCCUGUAUUGUGGGAAUGUUGAACCUCUCCAUGUUUUUAAGCAAAACAUGUAUAAUAUACCCACUGCACCACCUGUACAAUCUAUACCUGCGUUCUUAACUAAGCUAAAGCUGCUAGUAGACAAUGAAGAAACAAAUGACCUUAUAUACUGGGAUCCGCUUGGUGCAAGCUUUCAUAUUCGUGACGGGAAUCGGUUAGCCAAAGAAUUAUUACCUCUGUACUUUAAACACAACAAUUUGUCAAGCUUUAUAAGACAGUUGAAUAUGUAUGGCUUUCGUAAGAUCAAUCGCGUAGACCCAGCUUUACCCAUGAAAGCUGAUACUGAAGAUAUGGAAUUUAGCCAUCCUUUCUUCAUUCGUAAUAAAGAAAGUUUAUUGCCUCAAAUUCAAAGGAGAACUUCAAAUAUGGGCUCUCCAGUGUUAAGUGCGAGAAAUCAGAAUUGGGGUGUAAGACUACCUUUUACCCAAACCAAUCCAGGUGUUAAUGGCACAAUAAAUCUUUCAUCGCCACAAAGGCCAAUUACUGCGGGAGAUUUUAUGCGAUUAGCUGAAACAGUUCGACACUUACACUGUAAUCAAGAGACUUUAAACCAACAAAUUGGUGUCUUAAAAUCAGAAAAUCAGCUAUUGUAUCGUGAACUUUCCGACUUACGAGAACAUCAUGAUAAACAGUCACAACUUAUUCAAACGCUUUUCACAUUUUUGUCAGCUUUUGCGAAAGAAGGAAGGUCAGCAAGCGUAUGUAUUGGACAAUCCAAGCGGAAAGCUCUUCCUUCAAUUGCAUCUUCAAGUUCAAAAUUUCAAAACAGAGGCUUGAAGCUGAACCUUCCACAAGGUUUCCAGCUUGACAGGAGUUCAGUCCAACCUUUUCAGUUUGUUCAAACUGCUGAUUUAAUUGGCCCUACACAUAAACGCCCAAAAUUCGAUGUACGAACUCUGUCUGCAACAAUAGGCAAUGGGAAUGUGAAUACAAAUAUGAACGGUCAAAUUUCUGACAUUGGUUCAGUUGUCCAAAUUUUGCCUACAAAUCUUCAACUCACUCCAGUAAGUCUACGCAGUGAUGGGAGGUAUGUAUACUCUUUAACUGGAUCAGCGCCUGAAUAUAAUGGAAAUUCACAAAGUCUGGUUAACACUGUUCCUGGAAACGUUCAAGAAGUGCCUAUAUACUAUGUCACAAAGCUGGAUGACAAUGGAGUAGUAUGCCAGGCAAAUGCAGAAGACGUUCCUGCCAGACUUCCUGCUGACAAUAAUAUUGGUGUUGGUGAAAAUGUUGACACAUCGAUUUUAGAAUUGAAUUGGCCGUGUAACAGAACUACAACGCCAUGUUCUCAAGCCGAUUCUAACACUUUAAGCGAUGUACUAUCCGCAAAGUUGAAUGGUGAAACAGACGAAAGUAUUUGUGAUUUAUUUUUAAAUUGUGAUUCACAAUCGGAGGCAGAAGUAAUGCCUGAUAGGCAACAGUCUCUCACAGAGUCAUCUACCUUGAAGUAUUCAAAGUUCGAUCUGAAUUCUGAAAAUUUAGGAAACAAGAAGAAAACACAACAGAAUCAGUCUAAGGGUGUAGCGAGCACUCCAGAUUGUAUUUCUGCAUUUGCCGACAAUGAUUCUAGCUUUGUGUCUGCUAAUCUACAAGAUAUUGACAGCCUUCCAUGGGAAAAAGAUCAAGAGAGUAGUUUUGACUUCAACUUGGAUGAAUGCACCAUCCCACUUGAGAACAACUCACCUCUGGGAAUUGAUCAAACUCAAACAGAAAAUUCAAAUAGUUCUUCGAGUGGUUUCAUUACCGGCCAUGAAAUUGUCCCAUUAGAAGCUGCCAGUAUAAAAGCUUGCGAUGAUGUUCUCCAAUUUCUAAGAUCAGAAGAUCGCAGUAAAACCAGGUCAACAGCAGCAUUAGCCACAGCAACAACAACAACGAAAACAACAGUCCCUGAUACAUCAUUGACGAAGAAAACAUCUGAAGAGGAUAUAUUCGGUCUAGACUUGACAUUCAAUCCAUCCACACCGACUACAUGGAAAUCAAAACUUUCUGCUGACAAUCGGCUUACAAUAUCUGCUUAUCCUAAAGUGAAACGGAAAAGUAAACCAUCAGGUUUAACACAAAGACACAUAAACACUCCUCUUUUGACUCCUGAUGUCUCUUCAAGUGACAAAGAACUUGAGUGAAUGAAAAGAUUUUAAGGAGUUGGGGAUCCAAAAUCCAAUUAUCGCUUUGAAUGUGUGAGUUUCCUGGAAACACUAGUGUUUGAUUUCCCAUCUUCUUUCCUUUUUAAACUCUACAGUCUAACAGUGCAAGCUCUCCAUUUUGAAUUUCAAGUUCAUAAUUGAAUUGAAUUACCCCUACCUUCAAGUUGAUGUGCUCGAAAAAUCUGUUUAUGUUCUGUUUUCUAUCUACGGCGAAUGUGUUAUCUUCACAUACCUUCACCAUACUUUUGGGGUGGGGCUGAGCGUCUUAAUCGCUAAGUUUUCCCAGCAAGCCAUGAAUAUAUCCACCACAACCGGGGAUAUUGGUGGCUACAUGGCAACUCCCUCAGUUUGUUUGUGUAUUUUUCCCCUGGAAAUUUAAAUACUAUAGGUGUCAAGCAUAGCUGCACUCCUAGGAUUAAGUGUUCUAGUUGUACUUUUGUUGAACACACAGGAUGGAAUAAAGAAAGCUAAAUACAAAACGAAAGUUUCGAAGUUGUGUAGUGAUAAUAAUUGCUGAUAUGAUUAUGAACAAGAAAUAAUUGUGUUGGAAACUUUGUCAUCCAGUAAUCAAUAAUACUGUCCUACUGUGUGUGUGAUAUCUAAUAAACAAAUUGCUAUGGAGUUAUGCACUAACAUAGUGCUCAAGUUUUACACAUGUAUUUGAUCGUUAUUCAUGCCCAUUGUGUUAUGGAGAAAAUAAAUAAAUGUUACCUCCACCCCGUGUUACUCAAAAAUGUACUACUAUGGUGAGAGCUGGCUGCUAACCAAAUUGGUAGACAGUAAUUUACGUCAAUGUUUACGUCCCUGAUAUUGGUCGUGAGAAAAAUAAGAACAAAGACUGAUUCAACAACCAACCACAGCAGACUUUGCGUAGGGGGAUACAGUUAGCAUACAGAUGAUCUGACAUUCAAGAAACAGCCACAAAGAGAUGAAAGAUUAACUUUCAGUGAGAAACAACCAAUCAGAGGACUUUUUCUGCUAACAAUAAUCUAUAAUAAUGUACAUGAAAAUCUGUUGAUUUCCUAAAUAAACGAUCUGUUGCCUGGCCCUUGUCUUCUGCUGUUACACUACUAUACAUUUUUGGUAAAUAAAAAAAACCAGCCUACGAAAAUGAUUUCAUCGAUAAAGCAGCAUUUUCUUCACUGAAUAUUGUCUUUCUAUUUUUCUUCGUUAUGUAUACGGCAAUAGUAAUUACUGGUUUAAUCGCUAACAGGUUUGCAUUUUUGUUUAUGCUUGUAUUUUUAAAAAUUCGAAUACAAAUUUUCAUCCUUUCUAAAUUCCGGUUGUUGUUUUUUUGAACUUUUUAUUAUCCCCGUCAUCAUCAGUGUCUAGAUUUCAAGUGAUUUUACUAUCAUGGUGUUGUUGUUCAUAGCAUUGGUUGAUGACAAAUUUCGCGUCGUCAACGGGCCCCCUGUUUUUUGGUGAAAAAAACAAACAAACAACAACAACAGACAACAGUUUCAUGCCACAAAAACCAAAGUCUGUCCAUUUUCAUUAUUAAGCUGGUACUGAUACUGGUACUUUCAAAGAACACUUGAGCAUUGGUAUUCUUUACAUCACAAGCCUGGUGUUUCUAUUGUCAUACACACGCCUACAUACAUACAUACGUACAUACAUGCACACACACACAAAUAGCACUUAUUUGUCUGUAUUUCUCUUUGUUCUUGCUCUUUUAGCACACACAGCUGUCUUCUUUCUUUCUUUCUUGCCCAUUUUGUAAAAUGUGCGUGUGUGUGUUUGUAAUUUUGCCAAAGAUUCCAUUCAGAUGAAUAAUUUUAAUAAUAAUAUUAAUCAUAUAUUAUAUUCAAACCGCCCUCUGCUAAAACAGCUUUGAUGUGUUGUCUAUGGUUAAGCUGUAGACCGUGCUCGUCAACCACGCACGUGGUCAUCCCUGGGGCUCGAUCUCCGGCCAACGACGUACUCCGCAAACCUUGUCGAAUCCGGAAGUGAGACCGGUAAGGAGAGAAGGUUGGGUAUAAGGGGCUAACAACUCUGACUCCGUCAAAAAUCCAACCAGUGCUAUCGAAACUUGUAAAGGUUCAGCUUGUGAAGCCGCCGUAUUUUCCACUGGGAACGAAAAGAAAGAAAAGUACUCAAAAGUUAACAUAACAGGCAGUUUAUUGUCUGUCAGUCAGCCUACUUCGUCUCCAGUUACAAAUUUGUUGUUACAGACAGUUACAUAUCAUGUUCUCUGGUAGAAAUAAUAUUGUAGUUUUGUGAACACAUUCAAGCAGACAAGUUCACGUAUUUAUCUAGAAUACACCAUCGUUUCAACCACACAGGGUGACUUUACAGACUGAGGAUGUAUCAGAUUUAGCCAGAAGCAACCAAAGGGCAAGGCGGACCCCUUAAUACUCGGAAAUCGGUGACUCUGAACAUACUAUAGCAGGCUAAAAAGAAACUACCUAAUCAAGAAGAUCUUGACAAGUCUCUGUCGGUCAAUCAGAUGCGUCCGAAGCAGAAGUGCGUUGUUUGCAAAAGACGUUUAUAUAAAAGUGAUGCAACUUUGAAAAGUAUUUACGUAGGUCUAACGUUCUCGUAUAUGUUUCAAGAAAACCUCCCAACUUCUAAUAGAAAAAGUUAAACAAUAUCGUCCCAAGGGAUGUGAACGCUCCAAUGACCUUGAAUGCAUGCUAUUUGGCUAAGGAUACCUGUCAUUACUACAACACAAAUAUGAACACUUUUCAUCAACUAAGAGGCAAAUUUCACCCAGGUCACGUUUUUAAGUACUGUUUGGAUCAUUCGGUAAUAGCUCUAGGAUUAGGAAUAGAUUUAGAACUGAUGUCAUCUAUUUUAAUUUGUUUUAUCAUCCACAUUUUGUCAGUAGUUGGUAGUCGAUUCUCGUACUGGAAACCAUAGUAAUUCAACCAACGGCUUUUGGGGAAGACAGUGAAACAAGAUGUGAGUGAUAAACGAGUCACACUAAGUGCCCACCUUAAGUCAUCUCAGUGAAUACAUCUACACAAACUGGCCUAUACACAUACUACGGACUCAUCUGACUGAUUGCUCAAAGUCAUUAAUCCGUUCAUUAAGGUAGUUUCGUUUUGGACUGCUAUAUAGUUUAGAGUCAUCUAGAAAAAUCUGCGCUAUUCAGCACAUAAAACUUGGGCACAGUGGUAGAGUAUAACUCCAUUAUGGAUGACUGUUAGGUCAACUAUAUAGGUCAAACUAGUUGAUCGGGAGUAAUCAGAUUGUCGGAACAUAAGAAUUUAGCUCAGGUAAGAAUGGUUGACCCCGAGAAGAUGAGUAAUUUAUAAAAAAGCUCAUUUGCAUUACAUGCAUUAACACACAAUAGCAUGGUGAUAGAAGGUUAAAAUUCUGAGAAGUAAUAUAUGUAGGUUGAGAGAGACUGAUUACUAAAUCCUGCCUGGUUCAUUGAGUCUACGCCCAACACAUGCA
This is a messenger RNA of Trichobilharzia szidati, 5598 nucleotides long. Lineage: Eukaryota; Metazoa; Platyhelminthes; Trematoda; Strigeidida; Schistosomatidae. The record is from the annotation of a GenBank genome assembly.